UUUAGACUUGGGUCUCUGAAGCUACAGAAAGUUUCAAGUCCGGAGGAGGUGAUUAAGGAGCUGAUUGGUUACUGUCUGGACUGCCUGGGGAGACUGCAGGUGAGAAACGAGCAUCUACAAAAAGAAAAUGAAAGACUUUUCAGCAACUGGAGCGACGUGGAGAAACGGCUGGAAAAAUGUGUGGAAGCUAAAGAAGAACUAGAGGCAGAUCUUUAUAAUCGGUUUAUUUUGGUGCUGAAUGAAAAGAAGGCAAAGAUAAGAAACUUACAGAAGUUGUUGAAUGAAGCUAAAGAAUCUGCAGCAGAUGCCAAAAGUACAAGGGACAGUAUAGCUACCACUCAGCUGGCUACAGGAAGAGAAGAUGACUAUGAUGGCAGCACUGAUGAGGAAAGUGAAAAUUUAACACGGGUCUCAUUGCCAUCAGCAUCAGAACGAAGAGAUUCCCUUCUGGGUAGCCCUGAUGUCAUUGAUACUGCUCUGAGAAGAAAACGAAGACAAAGGACAGCAAAGUCUGCUGGGACAGCAGCUAAGAUAGCUACUUAUGAGACAGAACUGCCAGCCAAGGAAAAGCCAGUUACAAAUGAAAAGUCAAGAGCGUAA
Apaloderma vittatum (bar-tailed trogon) is the source of this 600-nucleotide messenger RNA. RefSeq names its product X-ray repair complementing defective repair in Chinese hamster cells 4 (gene XRCC4). The record is from RefSeq and is a predicted model, not a curated record. The transcript is spliced from 5 exons. Gene Ontology annotation, biological process: immunoglobulin V(D)J recombination; response to X-ray; double-strand break repair via nonhomologous end joining. Lineage: Eukaryota; Metazoa; Chordata; Aves; Trogoniformes; Trogonidae. Gene Ontology annotation, cellular component: DNA ligase IV complex; nucleus; DNA-dependent protein kinase-DNA ligase 4 complex. Gene Ontology annotation, molecular function: DNA binding. The annotation marks the transcript as partial.